GCAGGGCUGGCAGGUCGCGGUGGAGUUGGCAGCGGAAAAAUGGAAAUUAAAAAAUGCAGGAGUGGCUUUUAUUUCUGGUCUCUGCCAGCACAGGUCCCAGGUUCCUCUCCAUGAGGCAUCCCCAGCUCCCCAAGGUAGCCCCUGCAGAUCCCCCGGCUGGUUAACCAGCUGGUUAACCAUUUCAUAGCUGGCUGAUUAACCUUUUCACAGCCAGGGUCCCUGCUUCCUCUGUACCGGAGCUCUGCAUUGUCUGCCACAGGGCACAUUCACUCUCAGAAAGUCACAGCAUCUUUUUAAUCAGCCAGCGCAUCUCUGUGUGCUGUGCCAGAGGACCUGGACCCCAGGGCCGGGUCCUUCUGCCCCAAAUCCCACAGCCCAUUCCUCUCCCUUUCAGGGCUGGCAGCCUCGUCUCUGACUUCGAGGUACGCAGCAGCAGGGACACAGUGGGGACACAGUGAGGACACAGCAAGGACGCAGUGAGGACACACCAUGGCGCACAGCCGGCUGCCCAACGGCUCCUGGCAGAACGGCUCAGCCCCGCUCUUCAGUGGCCUGGACCUCCUCCUGGAGCUGAAGCCGCUCUUCAUCCCGCUCUACGCCACGCUGGUGGUGGUGGCGUGCACCGGGAACCUCUUCCUCAUCCUCCUCAUCGCGCUCACCAAGAAGCUGCACUGCACCACCAAUUUCCUGAUCGGGAACCUGGCGGCGGCCGACUUCAUCAUGUGCCUGGCCUGCGUCCCCCUCACCGUGUCCUACGCCUUCGAGGUGCGAGGCUGGCUCUUCGGGAUGUUCAUGUGCUACUUCGUCACCUUGAUGCAGGCCACCACCGUCUUCGUGUCGGUGCUGUCCCUCACCGCCAUCGCCAUCGACCGCUACGUGGUGGUGGCGUACCCCAUCCGCAGGAGGAUAAGCCGCAGGUCCUGCGUCUGCCUCGUGGCCUGCAUUUGGCUGCUGUCCAUCAUGGCCUCGGUUCCCACCUCGCUGCACACCCACUACUUGGAUCUCAACACCAUCGGCCACGACAUGAUCAUCUGCGAGGAGUUUUGGAAGCACGAGGAGAGCGAGCGGCUACUGUACUCGUGUUUGAUGCUCCUCUUGUCCUACAUGCUCCCGCUUUUGGCGGUAUCCGUCUCCUUCUGUGCCAUCACCUACCACUUGCGGAGGAGGAACAUCCCGGGCGCUGCCUAUCCCUGCCAGGACAAAUGGACCAAAACGAAGCAGAAGACAUUCCGGGUGCUCACGGUCUCGGUGGUGUGCUUUGCCAUCUGCUGGCUGCCCCUCCAGGUCGUGAACUUCAUCCGAGACAUCGACGAGGAGUUCACCAUCCUGGACAAGAGGUACGUCAACGUCAUCCAGGUCUCGUGUCACCUGAUGGCCAUGAGCUCCGCCUGCUACAACCCUUUCAUCUACGCCUCCCUCCACGACAAGUUCUGGGUCCACCUCAGCAGCUGCUUGUACCGCAAGAAGAAGAGCUCCAGCGUCAUGUCCUGCAAGGCUUCUCGCUUCAACACCUGCUCCACCCUGGCAGAUGCUCCCACUGCGGUCUCGGAAAAGAUCGCUUUGCAGGCUAGAUUGUCUUAACUGAAGGACCUCAAGGGAUCGGCUUCUCUUUUGGACCCCAUGUGCUGUAGGCUGGACACAGGAGCUGGUGGCUGGUCGUGGUGUCGUGGUGGAGGAACACUUCACACCGCCGGUCAGCAGCCCAGUCACACGCAUAAAAUCUGAAUCCUGAACAGGGAAGAAAGUUAAGACGGAGGCAUUACAAACAGAGGAGGAGAUCCCUGAAGGAUUUCCCACUUCCGAGCUAAAAACCAUCUGCACAGGGAGCAGCAGAGCAGCUGGAAGGACACGGCAAUGAAACAAGAGUUUCUUGGCUCUUUGAGUACUUACCCUAUAGCUCAACUCAUGGCUGGGCACGGGGUAUAUACCCUGUAGAUCAACUCACAACUGGGGAUGGGCUAUAUACCCUGUAGUUCAACUCACAACUGGGUAUGGGGUAUAUACCCUAUAGUUCAACUCACAACGUGGUGUGGGGCUUAUACACUACAUCUGGAAUCACAGCUGGGUACAGUAGGUGGCUGGUGCUUUAUCUGGAGCACAACAACUUCCCCCUGCUACUUAUUUAGGAGGCAGGUCAGCUCCUAAACAAGACAAACACACAUCAGGUGCAUUUUAAAAACUCUUUGGAGAGCAUGUGUCUUCAUUUUGUAGGAUAAAGAUUGUUCCUAAGCAACAGAUAGCGCUUUCUGCCUCUGGAAGAACACCAGGUCUCACAGGUAGCAGUUAAAUUGCUGUGCAUUUUUUCUUUUAAAUUGCGGUUCGUUGGUGAAAGGACAAUAUGCAUUAAGAAAUGCGCAUUCCUCGGUCGGAGGCUGUGUGGGAGCACAAGGCCGCCGAGAGCAGACGGCGUGUUUUGAGUGGGGGCGACUUUCAUAGCCUGCUUGACUUGGGGAAAAGCCACCUCAGUAAGCAGGCGGGAGGGUCCAGCGCGUCCAGCCGACCGCGCAGCCGAACAAGCACAGCAGUGGCAUUGUCCCUGUUCUUCGUGGCCGAGCCGGACUCAGGGGAUGGGGCACCCAGGAAGAUCUCACGCAAUGUGCUGGCAGAGGAAGAUGUCUUCAUCUCCACUCUGAGAGCAGACAAAGAUCAUAUAUGUGCAUGUUCAAGCUCCUUGGGUGCAGGUGGGAGCCCUGCCGGUGGGCUGCUCUCACCGAAAAGCUGCGGGGCAAAGGAUGGGUUUGUUUGUUGGGUGCUGUUUGUGUCUUCAGACACUUGGUGCAUCCAGCUGCGAGCUGCUGCCCGUUCACCCUCCCGCUGCCCCCUCUGCGGUGCUGCAAGGACCGUCUUCUGUGGUGCACCCACCAAACGCCGAGUCCCGUGGGUGCUGGUGACCCCCAUUGUGCACCCCAACGCAGCUGAACCCCCUUUGCUUUCUGCAGCUUUCCUGUGGCAGAUGCUGGAUCGCUCGUCCUGGAGGAGCAGAGCAAACCAGAACGUGCAUGGCUUGUC
Messenger RNA from Columba livia (rock pigeon), 3009 nucleotides. RefSeq names its product prolactin-releasing peptide receptor. The transcript has a single exon. Gene Ontology annotation, molecular function: neuropeptide Y receptor activity; neuropeptide binding. Gene Ontology annotation, cellular component: plasma membrane; neuron projection. The record is from RefSeq and is a predicted model, not a curated record. Lineage: Eukaryota; Metazoa; Chordata; Aves; Columbiformes; Columbidae. The coding region runs from base 490 to 1581 and encodes 363 amino acids. Gene Ontology annotation, biological process: G protein-coupled receptor signaling pathway.